Molecule: messenger RNA, 986 nt
Organism: Pygocentrus nattereri (red-bellied piranha)
Lineage: Eukaryota; Metazoa; Chordata; Actinopteri; Characiformes; Serrasalmidae
Gene: ovca2
Product: OVCA2 serine hydrolase domain containing
Exons: 2
Coding region: 145-816 (223 amino acids)
Biological process (GO): response to retinoic acid
Cellular component (GO): cytoplasm; nucleus
Source: RefSeq, a predicted model, not a curated record
ACGGCUCCAGUUAGGAGUCGUGCAUGUAGGAAGUGUUUCUGUGUCGUCGUUGUUCGGACCGUUUUCCGGAGUUCUGCUCGGUUCUGCGCGCUGUGUGCGGCUUACAGACUGCAUAGCGUGCAGACCACAGACCACACAGACUACAUGGCUCCGCUGCGGAUCCUCUGUGUUCACGGGUACCGGCAGAGCGGCGGCUCUUUCCGGGAGAAGACCGGGGCUCUGCGGAAGCUGCUCCGCCGACACGCCGAGCUGGCCUUCAUCACCGCGCCGCACCAGGUCCCCCCGAACCCCGCUCACAACUCUCAAGAUCAAGAGAAAUCCUCCGAUGUGAGUGAUGAAGAUCAGAGGGGCUGGUGGUUCUCCGAUGUCCAGGCACGCAGCUUUGACGCCAGGCAGGAGUGCGAGAGCAGCCUGGGUCUAGAGGAGAGUCUGGAUGCCGUGCGGGUGGCGUUGAAGGACAUGGGCCCAUUUGAUGGCAUUUUGGGCUUCAGUCAGGGCGCCGCCCUUGUGGCCAUGGUAUGUGCGCUGCAGGAGCGGCAACUGGAGCCUGCUUUUAACUUCCGCUUCGCUAUCCUGGUCGCAGGGUUCCGCAGUGCCUGUGCCCAGCAUCAGCACUUCUAUGAGGACCUUCAGAUCACUCUGCCUUCCCUGCACGUAUUUGGACAGGAAGACAAAGUGAUCCCGGAGCGGAUGAGCCGAGACCUGCUGCCUGUGUUCCCUGGAGCUCAUGUCCUUACUCACCCAGGCGGACAUUUCAUUCCUGCGGCCUCUGCCCAUAGACAGAUCUACCAGGAAUUUCUACAGAGGUUUCAGUAGGAGGAGGAGGAGGAGGGACGAGAAGCCUUUAUCUAAGACUUUCUGAAUAUCCUUUAUUUUGGGAAACUGUGCAUAUGUGGCAAGUUGUCUGUGAAAAGUCUGUGAACUAACGUUUUCCUGAAGUUCUCAGGGAGCAGAUGCAGGAAUAAAGAAAGCGAAAUGUUUAAAUA